UCUUCAAGCCCUUGAAAAGUUCUCUGCCACCUUUUCAGCUAUCACCAUGGCUCCUUGCUUCAUCCUGAAGAGGAUCCUAAUGGUCCUAUUUACAGGUCUCACAGUGUCAGGCUCUCCAGUGAGAGGAGUGGUGGGUCAGAACGUCACUUUGCCCUGUAAAUACCGAGUUAAUCACCAAAAUGACAUCACCACAAUGUGCUGGGGCCGGGGCAGCUGUCCUUCUUUCCAAUGUUCUCAGACAAUUCUCUGGACAGAUGGAUGGAGGGUAACCGAGCAUCAGUCCAGCAGGUACCGGUUAGAAGGGAAUCUCACUCAGGGGGACGUGUCCCUCACCAUAGUGAAUGCAGCAGAAGCAGACGGAGGGGUGUACUGCUGCCGUGUGGAGAUCUCUGGUUGGUUCAAUGAUGAGCGGCACAAUCUGGAAGUUGUGAUUGAGACAGUUGCUGCAAGAGCCACCCAGGUAUCCUCUUCUGUCACACCAAGAUGGCUAUCGAUUUCCAGUUCAGAAGCCCCUUGGGCUUUGAAUGUGUCUACAUCUGCCCAUCUACUGGAGGCUGAAUCCAGGGGGACGGGGAUGUAUAUUAAAAUUGGCGUCGUUCUGUCACUUCUAGUCCUCCUAAUUUUGUCCCUGUUAAUCUUCACGUGGUAUUUGCUUAUCCCCAUGGCUCCUUACUUCAUCUUGCAGUGGAUCCUAAUGGUCCUAUUUACAGGUCUCACAGUGUCAGGCUCUCCAGUGAGAGGAGUGGUGGGUCAGAACGUCACUUUGCCCUGUAAAUACCGAGUUAAUCACCAAAAGGACAUCACAAAAAUGUGCUGGGGCCAGGGCAGCUGUCCUUCUUCCCAAUGUUCUCAGACAAUUCUCCGGACAGAUGGAUGGAAGGUAACCGAGCGUCAGUCCAGCAGGUACCGGUUAGAAGGGAAUCUCGCUCAGGGGGAUGUGUCCCUCACCAUAGUGAAUGCAGCAGAAGCAGACGGAGGGGUGUACUGCUGCCGUGUGGAGAUCUCUGGUUGGUUCAAUGAUCAGAAGAACAAUCUGGAAGUUGUGAUUGAGACAGCUAGGACCUCCACUGCAGGCCCUCACGCUUACACACCUGAACACACCUCAGCUGCUGCGAAUGCCAGUGACACAUCUUCCACCAUCGCCCCACAAUGGCCAUUGGUUUUCAGUUCGGAAGCCCCUGAGGAUGUUUCAAUACAGACUGUGUUGACAUCAAUCCGUCAGCUAAUGGAGCCAGAAUCCACGCGGUCAGGGAUGCAUAUUGGAAUCAGCAUUUUUGUGGUACUUCUAGUCAUCCUGGUUUUGGCCCUAAUUCUAUCCAAAAGGUAUUUCCCCAACAGACAGAAGCUGAAGACUUUGGCAAGCUCGGUCUCAUUUUCCAACGCAGAACAAGGAGGCUUCCAGAGCACGUUGGAAGCUGGGGUCCAUGCAGAAGAGAACAUUUAUACGAUGGACUAAGGAAUGAUUGGAUGCUUGCCCAUAUCAACACUGUGGCUUUAGCCAGUUACUACAAAACGAGCACAGUUUAUACAGCACUCUAAACUAUAUGUUCUAUUGACCUUGUUUGAUACAACUGAGAAUACUGAAGAUGGGUGCUCCUGGUGGAGGGCACAUGGACUGACAAACUGUUACUUGCAUCACUCCAGUUAAGCAAGAAGUGUCUACAACAGGGGUCGGCAACCUUUCAGAAGUG
Messenger RNA from Trachemys scripta elegans, 1691 nucleotides. RefSeq names its product hepatitis A virus cellular receptor 1 homolog. Bases 47 to 1456 code for a protein of 469 amino acids. The record is from RefSeq and is a predicted model, not a curated record. NCBI's taxonomy places the organism in Eukaryota, Metazoa, Chordata, Testudines, Emydidae. The transcript has 12 exons.